Messenger RNA from Xyrichtys novacula (pearly razorfish), 6826 nucleotides. The record is from the annotation of a GenBank genome assembly. NCBI's taxonomy places the organism in Eukaryota, Metazoa, Chordata, Actinopteri, Labriformes, Labridae.
UUCAUCUUUUUUUAUCGAGGGCUUUAAGGUCAUAGUUAAAUAAGGGCUUUUAUUCUGAAAAACCAUAUGAAGACUCCCUCAGCGGAAGUCAGGUUUCUUGUUUUUUGAGCUGAGGAAGAAGGUGACGACGAUGAUGAUGAUGGAGGGAGGAGGAGGAGGAAGAGGAGGGCUGAUGUGUGCUGAUCAGCAGCAGGUCUGAUGAUGAGGGUGAUGAUGAUGAUGAUGAUGAUGGUGAUGAAGAUGGUGAUGAUGAUGAGGAUGAGGAGGAUGAUGGGGGUGAUGCUGUGAGUCAGAGAGCGGAGGUUCAGGAUGCUCACAGCCGCUCCAGAGUGAGGAAAGCCCGCACACAGAGGACCGAGGCUCCGCGGAGACACGGUGAGUCCGCUCACAUCACACCGACACUCGAGCUCCUUCAGCGGGCAGAGCGCAGACAGCAGCCCGGGGGCAGAGCUCCACAGCCGGUCUGAUUUCUCCAGCCGGCUCGGUGCUGCCGGGGCUCUGAUUUCAUAACUGCGUGUGUGUGUGUGUGUGUGUGUGAUGGUGCACUUUCAUCCAAGACACUGGUUGCGCGUGCCCAGCUGUGCGCGCGCGCGUGCUGUUGAAGGCAGUCAGACUAAUGAGUCUGAUGAGAGGAGAUAACGAGGCCGACUGAAGAGCAGGGAACAAAGCAGCGGGUCAGCUGAGUGUCUGGGCGCGUGCGUGUGUGCGUGCAUGUGUGUGCACGUGUGUUGUAUAAGCAUGUUUCCUGUCGUGAAGGCAGAGAGCAUGAGAGCCCACCAGAACCAGAGUCCUGAGACUGGACCCCGGGUACCAGUACCAGGUACCAGUACCGGGUACCGGGCUUUAAGAUGAGACACUCUCCUGCUGUUACUGAUUUAGAUUAAAAGAGUCUCUGAUUGGUAAAAAGUUCACAUGCAGUCAUAAAAGAGGAGAUGGUGAAGGUAGAAUACUGUAACCUGGUUCAGGUAGUUCUUGUCAGAGGUGAAUAAAGGAGAACCAGAACGGAGGAGGACAGGGAGUUCUUUAGAGUCCACCAGGUCGAAACACUCGGUCUGGACGAGUUCAGUCUAAAGUCUUCUGCUGAUCUUAGAGAGGUGUUGGUUUCUGUAGAGAGCGUGUCGAUUCAAAAUCAAAUUUAGAACAGAUCAAAGCAGAAAACAGGAAUAUCUGAACUGAUCGAUCACUUUGAUCCGAUCAAUAACAGUUCAGUGAGAAUACUAAAUAAGGAAGUUCAAUCAUGUCAGCCGUCAUGCAGAGGAAUCGAGCUUUAUGAGUUAUAGUGAUAGAAACGGGACAAAGUUUGAUCACCGUCUGUACUGCAGAGUUUAUCUGUGAUCAGACUUUAUUGAUUAUCUGUUGAUAUAACUGAUUUAUUGAUUGACUGUAUGGUGAUCCACAAACUCAUGUCAGUCAUCUCAGAGUCUCAUGUUCACUCACGUUUUAAAGCUCCAGUGAGAAACUUUCUGUCUGUCUGUGUUGAUUUUGGCGCCCUCUGUGGACAAACUCUGAAAGUGCUGCUGUUAUAAAAGAACUCCUCCUGCUGUCGUUUAUUGAUUACCACCAAGUGAAAAGACAUGAUCAUUUCUCCCUCUGUGUGAUGUUCAGUUUGAAUCUGAUAAAAUGUUGUUUUUAAAACGUCUGUUCUUGUUUUCAUCGAACUAAAUUCUGAAUGUUCUGGAUAUUAAAGAACGACCUUUCAGAUGUAUAAAAAAAGGAGUAACUGGAGACAAACACACGUCUAAAAAAACUCGCUCUGACUCACAUCACUUUAACAAAAACACCGACAACCAAACCAGUGUCACUCCGGUUUGAGUCCAGACCGUCAGAAACUCUUCAGACCAGAUCACAGCGACUCUAACAGGAACUCUCACUCUUCUCCAUCAGGUUUAUAGGAUUUAAUAAUAAUAAUAACUCACAUUUGAACAGACUGAAAUAAUUCAUAAAUAUAAUAAUAAUAAUAUUAAACUUUAAGGUUAAAAACAGCUUCAGUUUCUGUGAGGAGUCAGAAAAGAUUCAGAGAAUAUGAAGGUGGAAAUGUUCAGAAGAGGCUGUGAGUGAGAAUAAAGUGAGAAUGAGAGCUGAAGGUGAGAAACUGUGUGUGUGUGUGUGUGUGCGUGUGUGUGUGUGCGCGUGUGUGUGUGUGUGUGUGUGUGUGUGUGUGAAGGUGACUCGUUCCUUUUUUAGACGCUACAGUCUGGGAUAAUUCUCUGUUUUUAACGUCAGAUUCAGAUAUUUCAUGAUGAGCUCAGAGUCUUUAUUAAAACACUGAGUCUGUCUGUUUGUCUGUUUGUUUGUUUGUUUGUUUGUUUGUCUGUUUGUUUGUUUGUUUGUUUGUUUGUCUGUUUGUUUGUUUACACUUCAUCUGAGUGGACACACAUGUUGUAAACGUUCGUUUAGUGUGGAGUACCACAGGGCUCGGUUCUGGCUCCACUUUGUUGUUUCCUAAAGAAAUCAGACGUCAGUUUUUAUUCCUCUCCCUGUUCAGCCGUGUCGGGGUCUUUGAUUGAUCAGGACAUGUUUGAUGAUGAAGAUGUCGUCAUUAUCUCAGAGGAGUUUGAUGAUGUUGGGCUGUGAAGAUCAGAGUUUUUGGAGGAAACCUCCAGCUCUAUCGAUCAGUUCUGGAUCUCUGCUCCUCUGAGGCCGUGCGCUCUGUGGUGUUUCCCCUGCUGCCCGCCUACGCUCGGGAAGUGAUGUCAUACCAUGUGGGUGGACGGGUUACCAUGACAACGACCCCAGUGAUGAUGAUGAUGAUGAUGGUGAUGACAUGUUUGCACUUCUCUCCCAGUGUUCACAUCUCUGCCGUCCGUCUCUCUCCUCCGAGCGCUGCUACCAGAGCGCUGACAGCUCAUACACACACACUCACAGAGUACAUGCAGGUGUCACCAUGGUAACACACAGAAACACAAUGGAAGCUGACAGGAGGCAGAUUGACUAACGAGCGCCUGAUUAGUCACUGCUGUAAAUCUGAGUGAGAUAAGGAGCGCUGACGUCAGCCGAGCUCAGAAACACCAGAUUAUUACAUGGGGUUUGGUUAGGGUGUCAAUGAGAGGGAGAUGUCAUUAUCUUCCUCAUCAUCCUCAACAUCGUCAUCAUCUUCAUCCUCACCAUCAUCCUCACCAUCAUCAUCAUCAUCACUAUCAGCUAGGCUUAGAAACGCCGGAUUAUUACAUGAGGUUUGGUUAGGGUGUCAAUGAGAGGGAGAUGUCAUCACCUUCAUCCUCAUCCUCAACAUCAUCAUCACCUUCAUCCUCAUCCUCAACAUCGUUAUCAUCAUCAUUAUCAGCCGAGCUCAGAAACGCCGGAUUAUUACAUGAGGUUUGGUUAGGGUGUCAAUGAGAGGGAGAUGUCAUUAUCUUCCUCAUCAUCCUCAACAUCGUCAUCAUCUUCAUCCUCAACAUUGUCAUCAUCAUCAUCAUCAGCCGAGCUCAGAAACGCCAGAUUAUUACAUGAGGUUUGGUUAGGGUGUCAAUGAGAGGGAGAUGUCAUUAUCAUCUUCAUCCUCAACAUCGUCAUCAUCUUCAUCCUCACCAUCAUCAUCAUCAUCAUUAUCAGCUAGGCUCAGAAACACCAGAUUAUUACAUGAGGUUUGGUUAGAGUGUCUAUUAGAGGAAGAUAUCAUCAUCAUCAUCAUCAUCACCUGACCCUGACCUUGAGUCUGACCCUGAGUCUUCGCCGCGGUGUUCAGAGUUUCACUCGUCCAUGAAUCUGAACCUCACCUCUAACUUUGUUCUUCUUCAGUAUUCAGGCCCGUUAACCAGAGCAGCAGGUCGACCCAAACUCCCAGCAUGCCUGAGCAGAGUAACGAUUACCGGGUGGUGGUGUUUGGAGCGGGCGGCGUGGGGAAGAGCUCGCUGGUCCUGCGGUUUGUCAAAGGCACGUUCAGAGACACGUACAUCCCCACGGUGGAGGACACGUACCGACAGGUGGGACCUGAACGCCGUCCGCCCCCUGAUGAUGAUGAUGAUGAUGAUGAUGUGUUAUUGAUGUACCCGCUGCAUUAUUGAUCAGCACCUGUUCCCUCUGCAGGUGAUCAGCUGUGACAAGAGCGUCUGCACGCUGCAGAUCACCGACACAACAGGAAGUCACCAGUUCCCCGCCAUGCAGCGCCUCUCCAUCUCCAAAGGCCACGCCUUCAUCCUGGUUUACUCCAUCACCAGCCGCCAGUCCCUGGAGGAGCUCAAGCCCAUCUACCAGCAGGUCUGAGCGGGUUACUGGGUCUCCUUUAGUCCAGAUGGUUCUGAUUUAAAACGGCGUUGGUUGGCGGUCAGCAGCAGAUGGUCGAGAGUUUAGAUCCUUCAUGAGUUCCUGGACUCUCUGAGCGAGUGGGACGGUUUUAGAAACCGGUCCAGAAAGUCCAGAACUGUCUAACUGUGAUGAGUUCAAACUAAUCCAUGACUGACGUGAUCUCUGUCCCUCCAGGUCCUCGCCAUCAAAGGCACCGUGGAGUCCAUUCCCAUCAUGCUCGUGGGCAACAAAAGCGACGAGACGGCGCAGCGCGAGGUGGAGACGAAGGAGGGUCAGGCUCAAGCCAACGCCUGGAAGUGUGCCUUCAUGGAGACGUCGGCCAAGACCAACACCAACGUGAAGGAGCUGUUCCAGGAGCUGCUGUCUCUGGAGAAGAAGCGGGACAUGAGUCUGAGCAUCGACGGGAAACGCUCGGGGAAACAGAAACGAGCCGACAAGCUGAAGGGGAAGUGCAGCAUCAUGUAGAGCGAGGACGCCGCCGCCGCCGAGAAAACGCCGAAUGUUAAAGACGACACGGGAGGAGGGAGAGAGAGUCCUCUUCCUCCUCCUCCUCCUCCUCUUCUUCUUCUUCUUCUUCUCCGGUGGAUCUCAUCCUUCGUCUGUCUGAACUCUGGAGCCCAGAGGAACAAAACACAGACGGACCAAACUUUACAGCCGAGCUGAACCAGAACCAGAACCAGAACCAGAUCCGUUCUGUAGCCCCCUGAAAGAGUUUACACAGCAGACCAAACUGCUGCCAUCGUUCACCAUCACGCUCAUGAUAUUAAAGGAACAGUCCGCGUUUUUUCACCCUGAGCCUCAAAGACUGAAACUGAAACUGAAACCGUUUAACGCCUGAAACCACAAACUAGGGCCAGAAAAUUCUGAUUAUUUUGGAGCUGAAAUAUUUAUUUCACUUACGACUGAAAAUCAAAACAAAUCAAAAUGUCCUUAAAAUUAAACAAAUAUAUUUACAUUUGGAAACUGAUCAACUACAAGAGGACAUUUUUAUCUUUUAUCUGACUGUAUUCAGGUGUUUUUUUAGUAAUUUUUUGAUCAAAUUGAUUUGAUAAAAGUUUAUAAAAGUAUUUAUCAAAUAUGAAACAAAAGGCAUUAAAGGGUUAACUAAAAAAAAACAGAAACAGGUGAAUUAUUAUUGAGUUCUUAUGAUCCAGAUACUGAGAGUCUGCGCUCGGUCCUCUUCAGCUCUGGGUGAGGCCUAACGUUGCUGACAUGCUAACAACAUUUAGUCUCUAAGUCUACGUUCUCUCUGCAGGUUCUGAUCCACAGUUCAGAUUUCUGUUCAAUCCGAUCUUUUUGUGCGGUCGUUCACGUUACAACAACGAAUGUGUCUGUGAAGUGACCCUCAUGAACACAAAGCAGGACGUGACGUGAUGUUUGUCGAACAAUGGUGACGUUUGUCUCAUAUUGAUGACGUAAAGGUCGGAUAAACGCGACCUGAGCGUCACACUGCAGUCACAUCAGAUACAUAUCUGAUUUAUAUCCACAUACAGAAGAGGGUCGGAUCAGAACCAAUCAGAACUGACCUGCAGUCUGAACACAGACUUAAUGUCGUACCUUUAGUCUGGUUGGUGCCCCCUGGUGGAAGAGGAGGGUAAAGGUGAAAAAACAGCGAAAUAUUCCUUUAACUGAUGAGCCGUGACAUCCCCGCCAUGAUUGUUGUUGACUGAUCGUCUUCACGCUCAGGUCUGUUUCCUGUGGUCAUCAGAUGAACGUCUGCGGGCCGCGUGUUCGUACAGCGGAGGAUCAGGACUCCCCCAGGAUCAGGACUCCCCCAGGAUCAGGACUCUUCACUGAGGCCUCGAUGGUUCCCUCAAGCACAAACCGCCUCUUUGUUUUCACCCGUUAGCAUAAAACGCGAAGCUGCUAACGGACCAGCAGCUCCGCCUGUAAAUACCGUUUAAAGGACCAGUCCACGGUUUUUGAAUGUUCAUAGUCCUGAUACAGACCAGGUUUAGCCUAGCUUAGCACUGAAAACUCCGCCUUCACGUCAUCAUCCUGUAACAGCGUUGAACAGACUCGUACCCGAGGACGACCUGGAAUGUCUCUGAUGUCCUGGUGCAUUGUGGGUUUUGUGACCUGAAGAUUAGCGUUAAAGCCUUACCUGAAUGUUUACCUUUCUUAUAGAGGAGCUCGAACCUCCGACCUUCUGUCAGAUCCAUUAAAGUUCAUUUUUAAGACCUCUGUGUGUGUUUCCAGGUUUUUCCAGGUGUCUGAUUUGUGAUUCCAGGGGGCGCUGUUUCUAACCCCAAGUGUCCACCACAUCCUGAACGUCUACGAAAAGGAGAUUUUUCACAAAACCAAUGAAAUCUCAAAUUUGGAUGUUUGUGCAAAAAACGGUUUGGGGUCAGGAAGUCUGGUCAGUCCUGGUUUCAGGUCUGGUUUUAGGGAACAUGAGGAGACCUCAGAGACCUGAGGGGUCCAAAUCAAACCAUGUAGGUCCUGUUUAGAUAGAUUUAAUCUUGGAGAUCCAACCAUACGGUAAACCACCCAAGUGUGUCAGAAUCUUCAGGACCCUAAAUCACAUCUCCACUCGCCGAGUAAAAACCACCAACGGCACGACCGAUGACUUUGACAUCGU